UGGGAGUGCUUUAGCGACCAGCCUUGCCACAAGCAGCACUGCAGCUCAGCACACCGCAGCAGGCACCCUCGUCACCACGCACGCACCGACAACGAGGCAUCCCAGUCCCACUACCCAGGCCAGCAGUACAAGCACCCGGACCUGGGGUACAAGCACCGGGACCUGGGGUACAAGCACCCGGACCUGGGGUACAAGCACCCCGGGCGUGGGUACGAGUACCCAGGGAAGCAGCCCAAGUAACCGGGGCGGAAGUUCAAACAAAAACAGCAGCAGUGCCGACAGCAGUGUCAGUGAAACGUUCACCCAGCACGUGGCCACAAGCAGCAUGCGCCAUGUACCCAGCAACCAGACAGUGACCAGCACCGCAGACACUCCAGCAGGCAGCACUGGUGACUCUGGCAACAGUGCCAGCCCGAACGUGACCUGCACGUCGGACAUGUGUCUCAACAAGUUGACGUACAUUGUCGGUGCAGUGUCCUUGGCGGUUGGGUUGCUAGCAAUGGCGAUGUUCUGCUCUUGCAAGGCUAAUCUGAACAAGCGGCGACAGCACAAGCUCCUCACCAACACCACCAACACCACCGUCCGCAAGCAGCCACUUCUCGACGUGGAGCUGCAGAGCUUGUCGAAACGGCUUGACCAGGAUACAGGGCAGUCGUGUGCCGAGAGUGAUAACAACAUGGCAGAAAGCACGCUGGUAAAUCGCGGCGCACAGGAUGCGAUUGUGUACGAGACGUUGGCAGCAGACAGUUGUCGGCCUGGCGCCAGGAAGGCAAGCAAAACAGGUGAUACGAACACUGAUAACAAGCUCUCAUCGUCCAGCUUCGUUCUGUCCAGCAACGGUGAUCGCAGGUCGGGCAGCACGCUCGGCGAGGAUCGUUACGUCGAAAUGCAACCGCUGCCGCACCCUCACACCCUGCCCAAGAAGAACAAGGUGAGCACGGAGAAGCCGCCGAAACUUCUGCAUUUAGCGGUGGCAGCCGGUGAGCCCGACACUUCUCUGCCACCCCCGGACACUAACCUGAUGUUGCCGCCGCCUCCGCCACCCCCGCCACCCCCGCCCCCGCUACAACCACCACCACCAGAGCAAAUCUAUAUGAACGUGACUGGGUCCUGCUGAAUGAACCAGCUGAGUGGGCCAGCUCAGGAGUUACGAGUUUUAGCGCUGGUAGCAGGUCUCAGCUCGUAUCAUCUUAUGCAAUCUCUAGAUGCUCUCAUAACUUCUGGCGGUGUCUCCAGACUCUCUCUCUCUCUCUCUCUCUCUCUCUCUCUCUCUCUCUCUCUCUCUCUCUCUCUCUCUCUCUCUCUCUCUCUCUCUCUCUCUCUCUCUCUCUCUCUCUCUCUCUCUCUCUCUCUCUCUCUCUCUCUCUCUCUCUCUCUCUCUCUCUCUCUCUCUCUCUCUCUCUCUCUCUCUCUCUCUCUCUCUCUCUCUCUCUCUCUCUCUCUCUCUCUCUCUCUCUCUCUCUCUCUCUCGUGACUUCUUUUUGGUGUCUCAUCACUCUUUCAUUGCAACAUAUGGCAUCUCAUCUCCGCACUGCCGCAUGCAUGACCCUCUUCUCCUCCCAUCCUCCCGGCUUCCUGCUCCUCCCCGAGGCCCCUGCUCAGUUUAGCAUGCAUGAGAUCCUGGAUGUAAUGAUAAUAUGCUUAUGUGUUAGUUCGCACGUAUCCACGCAAACACAAGCGAUUAUUUUGUUUAUCUCGGAUGGUGAGCCAAUUAUAUUGUGGUGAAAAAGGAGUCUGUCCAAUAGUCUUACUAGUUUCGUCAUCAUCCAAUAGUCUUACUAGUUUCGUCAUCAUCCAGUAACUUUCGGCAUUCUUUUUUUUGCCAAGAUGCGUAGCUCGUGCUCUUCUUCAUUACGCUUUCCUUCCCCUCUUGAACCUUUCCGAACCUGAGCCUUCCAAGUUGGAAGGUUGUUGGUUUGCGCCUUGGAGAAGUGUUAGAGCUAGGUGUCAGGUCACCGAAUGUCUCAGCACUCCUUUGUCAGUUUUUGUGCCAUUUUGUCGCACUCGCUGACUGUAUAAGAUCUGGUUACGUUGGUGGACAGUUAGUCAUAACUCGUAACAUUUCAAGUUGUCCUCCUUUUUCACCAUGAUUAUUUUGUUGUUGAAGACUGCUUGAAUCUCAGCGGCACA
Messenger RNA from Sycon ciliatum, 2130 nucleotides. RefSeq names its product formin-1-like. NCBI's taxonomy places the organism in Eukaryota, Metazoa, Porifera, Calcarea, Leucosolenida, Sycettidae. The transcript is spliced from 2 exons. The coding region runs from base 326 to 1117 and encodes 263 amino acids. The record is from RefSeq and is a predicted model, not a curated record.